CAGAGUGAAUUAGACACCGGAGAACUUCGUUAAACAGCCGAGAGCUCCUCAGCGGCUGAAAAGUACACUCACGAGGCUUAUAUUUUUUAUCUCUUUUAUCGGAUAACCUGUAUAAGCAGUCAUGGUGGCUAUGGCGAAGAAAGUGAAGACCUUUCAAAUUGUCUUUACGGACCCUUGCAAGACUUUCUACUGCGGCGGGGAUAAAGUGUCCGGUCGGGUGGAAGUGGAGGUGAACGAGGUGACUCGUGUGUCCGCGGUGAAGGUGCUGGGUCUGGGCUGCGCCAAGGUGGAGUACGCUAAAGGCAAGCAGCGGUGCCGACAGGAGGCCGAGUACCUCCGAUAUGAAGAGGUUCUGCGACUGGACGACCAGCCUACAGACUCUGAUGGAUCGGUUGUCUUGAGGCCUGGCAACAAAUACGAGUACACAUUUGGAUUUGAGCUCCCCCAGCAAGGGCAGCUGGUGUCAUCAUACAAGGGGAAGUUUGGAUAUGUCCAUUACUAUGUAAAGGCCAAGAUGGAGAGGCCACACCAACCUGUCCUUGAGUGUAAGAAGCCCUUUGAGGUGGAGGAACCCCUGGACGUCAACACCCCUGACCUGCUGUCUCCCACAGGUGGCAUGAAGGAAAAGAAGGUCACCUGCAUGUUCAUCCCCGAUGGCCAGGUGUCGCUGAAUGCAAAAAUCGACCGCCGUGGCUUCUGCGAAGGCGAAGACAUCUGCAUUAACGCAAAGUUUGAGAACACCUGCUCCCGCAUUGUGGUGCCCAAGGCCGCUAUCAUUGCCAAACACACCUACCAGGCCAACGGCCGCACAAAGGUCUUCCGCCAGAAGCUGUCUUCAGUGCGUGGUAACCACAUCAUUUCUGGCAUGUGUGACGCAUGGCAAGGAAAGACAAUCAGGGUGCCAAAGAUCAAACCGUCCAUGCUGGGCUGCAACAUUAUUCGUGUGGAGUACGCGCUAAUGAUUUACAUCCACAUCCCUGGUAGUGAGAAGCUGAUCCUGGAGCUGCCUCUGGUCAUUGGUACAGCCGGUCUGGGCAGCCGCAGCAACAGCGUGAGCAGCCAGGAAGGUUCAGUCAGCAACGCCUCCCAGAGCUGGGUGUCUCUCAGGAUGCCCUCAGAGCCUCCCAGCUACUGUGACAUCACCCGUGACUGCCGCCUGGAUCAGCCCCUCACGCCACUCCUGGAUGACUUUGACGGUGACGACAGCCCCAUCUUCAUGAACGCGCCAUCCUUCCAAUUCCCACCACCUCCAGCAUACACUGAGGCUGAGGAGGAGUACAAUGGCAAUACUCGCAUGAUGCCGGUCUGCUGAAGUCCAGCAGGGAUUCGAGAACCGUGGUCCAGCUCUCAGGGACCAUUCUUCUAAAGCACUUGAAAAGACGCAGAAGGUCCAAACUCCAGAUGACACGUGCCAGAUGGAGAAGUAAAGCUAGAAAUGUGGAAAUGGGACAGAACGAGGCUCGUCUGUUCUGUCCGCCGUCUUCCCCUCGCUUCAUCACCUACGCUGAUCUUGAGUCUUCCUCUUGGUGCUCUGAAGGUUGCACCACAGCGGCUGUGGGGCGCUGCAUUUCUGAAUAAGCUGUUCCUUCCAGAGACUCAGACUUUCAGGGUCUCACUGUCCAUUCACAGACACUUUAUGACUUUGUUUUUGGGGCCAAGCAUUAUACAAAGCUGCCCCCAGCCUGCUGUGACAGCUUUGACAUUUAAGGGGUUUGUCUUAUCCUCAUGAUGCUUUUUCAUUCCUGUUAAACUCUGAUUUUAAGGGAUUUCCCCAGAGGAACCAUCUGUUUCGUUGACUCCAGUCAGCUUGUGUCGCUGUAUAGACUGUGUCAGGAAUGUUUUUGCCUUUUGAGAAUUACGUCAUGCAGAAUAAUCUUCCUCGAAUGCUAAUAGUACCUCAUGCAACAUCUUUAUUUUCCCAUGUACCAGUGUUUGAAAAAAAUGUUUUGUUCUUGUUUUUUAUUGCACUUUUCGAUUGAUGCAUUUUGCUCUACUACUGCCUAUGUGAGUUUCUUUUUAUGUUUUGUUUGAACGAUGUUUGUGAUGUGGAGAGUGCAACGCUGUGGUUACCCACUCUAAACUUAUUGGAACCUCAACUUAGAUUUUCAAAUCCCAGCUUGGUGAUUGGCUGUAAUUUUUCGACACUGCAAGUGCCAAACAUUGUCCAUAUAAUUUAAACGCUCCGAUAUUAUGGGACGCACCUUAUGUGAGGAUAAUCAUUGUAUCUGAUCUGCAGUUGUCAAAGACAACAUUUCACUGGUGGUUUCACAACAUCUGUUCUUUCAGGGCGCAUGGAAAAUUGCAGGUUAAGACUGAUUUGUGAGAAAGUAUGUUUGCGAUGCAUCCUUGAUACUUACAAGUAUUUUUUGUAUGAGACCCUAUGGGUUUGUUUUUUUAAAUAAAGAAUUAUUGGAAAAUA
This is a messenger RNA of Plectropomus leopardus (leopard coralgrouper), 2419 nucleotides long. RefSeq names its product thioredoxin interacting protein a (gene txnipa). The record is from RefSeq and is a predicted model, not a curated record. Gene Ontology annotation, cellular component: cytoplasm. Gene Ontology annotation, molecular function: ubiquitin protein ligase binding. Gene Ontology annotation, biological process: protein transport. NCBI's taxonomy places the organism in Eukaryota, Metazoa, Chordata, Actinopteri, Perciformes, Serranidae.